AUGAACGGACAGCCUGCGAUAACGGCGUGUAAUGCUUUUAGUUUUUUGGGAGCAGAAGAGCAAAUUUGGAAUAAUCAGUCUGGUUUUGAAAUUGAAUCGAGGCACAGGGCAAUGCGAGUCUUGUAUAAUAUAUGCCUUAUAGGCCACGUGUUGAGUGUCUGUGUGUGGGGAGCGCCUACCACCAAGGAGGAUCUUAACCAGGACACCCCGUACAUCACGGAGCUGCUGCGACAAGCCAAGGCCGCCGAGAUUGAGAGCUUCAUGGACCAAAAGGCAGAUCCGUGCAGCGACUUCUAUACAUUCUCGUGUGGCAACUAUGACCGAAUCAAUUCAGCUGACGACGUAGAUGAAAUCCAGACGGGAAUGUUUAUUACUCUAGCCAAAGGUUAUGAUCGCAAAAUCCAAGAGAUACUCAACACGGCUCAAGAUAGCCGAGAUACUCCGGAAGACACUCAGGUGAAGCACUUCUACCAGUCCUGCAUGCGGAUCAAGGAACUCAACUCCACCUACAUCGCAAAGAUGAGGAAGCUUAUCGCCGAGUUUGGAACGAUGCCGGUGCUCGAGGGUUCCUCCUGGAAGGAGGAGGACUUUGACUGGGUGGGAACCACCGCUCGCAUAUCCCACCGUUACGGUGUGAAAGCCAUCUUCGCGGCGGAGGUUUUAAAGGACCUGGUCAGCAACCAGGGAAACGUGAUCGUCGUGGGGGAACAGAACUUCCUCCUCGCUUCGCGGUCCUUGUACAUAGACAACUCAACGCUCAUGUACCGAGAGUCCAUUCGAGAUAAUAUUCAAGAGGUUCUACGGCGGUUCCUGGCCUUGAAUGUGGAACUGGCCAAGCAGACAGCGAAGGAGCUAGUCGACUUCGAGGUAGAACUGGCCCAAGGAAUGGUGGACGAUAUGGACAUCCAAGACAUCGUUGAAUUAAGCGAGCUGCUGACAGUCGAUGAAAUACAUAAACGGUAUGCCCCCACUUUGGACAUCAAGCGAUUGGUAUUUAUCAGCAUGGGUGGACCCAUUUCGGAGCCGAUCUAUGAAUACAACAAACGCUAUCAGCAAAAUCUGGUUGAGGUCAUCAAACGUACGCCCAAACGCACGUUAGCCAACUAUAUAUUUCUCCGCCUAAUCUGGGAUGUUAUACGGAUUCCUGACGAAACGCCAAAGAAGCAAAAAGCGUCUUGUCUGCAGUCUACCAAAGAGUUCUUCUUCAAGAACCUGGACAACUUGUACUACCGUCGCUACAACAAUGAGAAGCACUCUAUAGAAAUCUACAAAAUGUGGCAGCUACUUAAGUCGACCUUCAAUGACACCCUACGCUCCAGUUCAUCACUAGAUUGGAUUGAGCGACCUACUCGGAAUCUGGCCAUUGCCAAGUUGGAGGCCAUGACAUUUGAGAUAAGCAACUACGUCGGGGAGAACUUUACCAACGAGUUUUCGGGUCUCAAUCUGCAGAGCUUUGACUUUGUAGAAAAUGUAAUACAAAUUAAAGUCCUGCGCGCACGUCAAAAGCGGGAAAUGCUUCACAAGCCGGCAACAUCAAUGGAUGGUGGCGAAGAAAUCAGUUCUACACCGGUCUACAUGCAGUCGGAGAACGCCAUCAAGCUGCCAGUGAUGAUGCUGCAACCCUUUUAUAUUUCGUCGCAUGUCUACCCCAGUGCGGUAAUGUUCGGCACCUUGGCACCGAUGAUUGGACAUGAGUUAAUCCACGGCUUCGACGAGAGCGGGCGAUCCUACAAUGCCAAGGGUGAUCACAAUGAUUGGUGGGACGAAAAGUCUGACAGCAACUUUGAGAAGGGCCGAGAAUGCUUCACGAAGCAGUACGGAAGGUAUGUGUACGAUGGUAAGCAGCUCAAGGAGGCCACUGCGCAGUCGGAGAACAUUGCGGAUAAUGGGGGAAUGCGGCUGGCCUACACCGCCUACCGGAAGUGGUACGACUCCCAACUCGGCAAGGAUCUGGCCAAGGAGAUCAUUCCUAAUCUGAAAUACCACCCGAAUCAGCUGUUCUUCAUCAGCUUUGCUCAGUCCUGGUGUAACGACUUGGCCCCCAAGUACCGGAUUAUGCAGGUAGCCUCCGAUACGCAUAUGCCCGGAAAUGUCCGCGUCAUUGGAACAUUGGCGAACUUUGCUCCGUUCUCUAAAGAGUUCAACUGUCCAGCCGGCUCCCCCAUGAAUCCCAGUAAGAAGUGCAUCCUCUACUAGAUGCUAUACCCAUUUUGCAAUUGCUUUAUGAAAUUCGAAUACUUUUUU
This is a messenger RNA of Drosophila biarmipes, 2244 nucleotides long. Its product is annotated as neprilysin-4-like. The record is from RefSeq and is a predicted model, not a curated record. The coding region runs from base 1 to 2196 and encodes 731 amino acids. Gene Ontology annotation, molecular function: metalloendopeptidase activity. Gene Ontology annotation, biological process: protein processing. The transcript has a single exon. Gene Ontology annotation, cellular component: plasma membrane. Lineage: Eukaryota; Metazoa; Arthropoda; Insecta; Diptera; Drosophilidae.